AUGCUCUCAAUUUCCCAGCGUUCAUUUUACAAAGAAGAGUACCAGUUUUGGUUUCUGCUCUUGUUUGGGCUUAUCAUUUGUUUGAACAUUUUAUCAAUUCUGUAUUAUUUCUUCAAUCUCAUAAUUACGAUUCGUGUCAAACACUAUAAAACUAAUUUGGCGAAAAUCCACCAAGAAAUUUAUGUGUCUUGUCCUAUCAGUUCAACAAUUGUAAUUGUUGAAAAAGUAUUAGAUAUUAUGGGAAAACGGAGAGCCAAUUACAUUCAAGUUUUUGUGGCAUUUCAUAUGUUUCUCAGUACGAUUUGCUACUUUAUUUCAUUUCAAUCGUACCUGAUAAAUCGCAGUUACUACUACAAAAAUCGUGUUACGAAGGCAGUAUAUCCGUUGGCAGAACGAUAUCAGAUAGCUGAAAACAUUCGGAUGUAUCAGUUUUUCGAUCAUUUUUUGAUUGUUCUUGCGGUUUUCGUAGUUUUUUAUUUUUUUUUUGCUUGUAUCUUGAUAACUUUUUUUUGUAUUGCUUGUAUCUUGAUAACUCACUAUGACUCGGUACCUAUUCAUAGAGAAAUCCUCUGUGUAGUUUUCGAUUUGAGUUUCACUUUAUUAUGCAUCAUUGCACCAUAUCUUAUUCUGAAGAAGCGAAUUAUGGCAAAAUGA
This is a messenger RNA of Caenorhabditis briggsae, 654 nucleotides long. Lineage: Eukaryota; Metazoa; Nematoda; Chromadorea; Rhabditida; Rhabditidae. The record is from RefSeq and is a predicted model, not a curated record. Gene Ontology annotation, biological process: sensory perception of chemical stimulus. The transcript has 4 exons. The coding region runs from base 1 to 654 and encodes 217 amino acids. Gene Ontology annotation, cellular component: membrane.